AUGAACUGCUGUAAAUGUUCUAUUUCCAGAAUGCCGCUGUUUGGUAAGAAAAAGUUCGACGAGAAGAUCACGAAGAAAUAUGUGUUUCACGAAGUUCUGGGAACGUAAGUAUAACCACAAAAGCAUGGCAGAUAGUGUGUAAAAUAAGAUUUGAGCAAAGUGUAAAGUUCCAUUCAAGUCUGCGAUUAGACGUGCUAAAAGUGAUGUCAAAUGGUUUCCUCUCCUGAGCGGUUGAUACUUGAGGUGAAACCUAUAUGUUUUAAAACAUAAACAAUUCUGACCGACUUGACUGUUGCUCAUUUUCACAGGGGCGCUUUCUCCGAAGUUGUUAUGGCCGAAGACAAGACAACUAGCCAAUUAUAUGCUGUUAAAUGCAUCAACAAACGAAAUCUUUCCGGCAAAGAAGAUGCAAUCGAAAACGAAAUCGCUAUCUUAAAGAAGUGAGUCAUUACUAGAAAUAAUAACCGGUCCAUGUUCAUUUACAUCGCCACUGCAUGCUUUGCCUAGCCAGUCAUAAAAUAUUUCUACACGCACGACAGUGCGACGUUUCGAACGUUUGCCGUGUAUUUUAAUUAAGAUCAUUCGUUCUUUGAGCAAUCGGAUCAUUACUUACUUUUGUCUGUGUAUUUAUUCUACCAACAGGGUCGACCAUCCCAACAUUAUCCGACUGUGGGAAAUAUUCGACAACAAAACCCACCUGUAUUUAGUAAUGGAUUUGUAAGUAGCUCAAGCAUUUUGAAACUCAGUUCUCACAUACGCCAUGUUAAUGGCUUUGUUCAAAUCUUGAUUAAAAUUUAAUCAAACUUCUAGAGGCCAAACAGCGAGUGCUGUUUGAUAAUAAUUAUCUCGCUGCAGCUUGCCCUUUGAAUUUGAUAAACGUUCGGGUGGUGAUCUGUCAAAAAAUUCUAGCGAUCUGUUCGACCUUAAUUUGCUACAUAUUACUCGGGUUUAGUAUACCUCUUCUUAAAUCAUCCUUCCAAUUCCAAAUUUCAAUUCCCUUACUUAUUUGCUCAAGGGUGGUGAAUUCAUUUGUCGUGAUCAAGCAAUUGAUGUUUUACAGACGAUGUGGGCUUGAAGGUGUUAGCUGUAUCACGCUGUUUGAUAUUCAUAACACGAAAACAUUUCCUGGUCGAUCUCGCACUUGUAAAAUACUCUUGAAGCAAUUAACGUCUGCGGGAGUUCUUCCACGAGAAUACAUUUACAAUUUCGAACGUGCCUUUUCCUUAAUUUGAAAAUUGCGUUGGGCGAGACUAUAGCUCCAAUUCACGCUUUAUUGUUUCUCUUUUAACAUUGUUUUCCUUAUUUUAGAAGGGAAUUAUUUUCGAUCCCAAGGGGUUAUCACUAAUAGCUAGUUAAUUUCCGCCGAUCGUUUGAAUCAAAGGCAAGCUGACGUUCUGGAAAUAUAAUGUAAACAAAAGAGAAAUUUGUCAUUCCAAAGUCUAGCCCUAAAGUCGCGAUUUAAUCCCAAGCAACUCAACAUUUCUAGUCAAAAAAAUUAAAGAUUUGUAGUUUUCUUUGUUAAAAAAUAUGCUAAAUAAACAACAGUCUUCGAAAGUAAUUAAUAAUAUUUGAUAGGCUUCAUGUUUAUUGCAAUAAAAUUUGAAGACUGUCAGAGUUAUUCCACCUCCACAACCAGAAGCUAAGGAAAAAGUAAUCUAGGAUCUACUGGGGGUCAAUCCAGUCACAGACUGAAAAAUAUUGUUAACGGAGCGAGCGUGAUCGUGUCGAGUUCUUAACGGUUUUAAAAUAAAAUAUGCAUGCCGCCUCUUGGAUUUUGCAAACGAAAGGGUCAGACCCUCUUGUUAUCUUCAACUAUAACAAACUAGCGGGUUAAUUUUACAUUUAAAGCAUGUAGAUGAUUAUUCUGGCGCUGUGUGAUAAAGACUUGAACUCUGCAUCUCUCAUAAUUUCACUUAUAGUCUUCUAUGCCAAAAGUUAAACUUUGGUGUGACUUCGUACGUGCGCGCGCGUGGGCGAAACGCUCAACGUCAUGUGGAAAAAAAAAUUCCUUGUAUAGAGAAGCAAAUGCUGAACGACGUCAUCCGAGUUAGAAGCAGUGUUUUUGAUUGAAUAUAAAAUUUUAAGGCUCUUUCUAGAUAAAAUGGUAUAAACUGUAUAAUUAUUGAUUUUUUUCUUUUUAUAACUGAAAUUUUAAUAUUUCAAGAAGUCAAAUAUUGAUAUCUGUUUCUUAGUAAUUGUUUGUUUCUUUACAUGACAUGGAAAGCAUGGGGCAAUCUGAAACUAAGAAUGAUGAUGACGUGUUGUAGGCAGGUGCUCUGAAGUUGCUCUGAACAGUUUCAAAUUUUGCUACAUGUAAACCAUAUUAUCAGCAUAGAUAUUCUCUGUACUCUCCUUCCUAUGUAUUUCUUAUGCAUGGUAAGGGUGAUCGCAGAAUUUGCAUAACUAUCAACAUGUUCCUUUAUACUUAGUGAUUUAUUCCAAUUAUGAUACUAUAAUGAUGAUGAUGAUGACUAAGAUGCUGCAGGGGGGGGGGGCAGAGGGGAGGGGACGGUGGGCCCCUUGGUCCUACCCCUAAAACCACCCAUGGUUAAUUGCCAUCAUCAUUAUUUGCUGCAUAAUUUAACUCAGUAAUUAUUCACAAUUAUUCCUUGAGCCCGAAUGGGCUCUGAGUCAAUAGCCAAUAAGGGCGAAGGCUGAAUGGGCUAUUCACUCAGAGGCCAUGAGGGCCAGAGGAAUAAUUGUUUUAGUAAAAUCCAACUAGCUGGUCAAAAAUAUCGAGAAAAAAAAUUAGCUAGUUAAAGCUAGAUGUUAAUCCUUUUUUGCCACCAAAAAGCCCACGCUUUUUGCUACUAGUGGGCUAUAACAUAUAGCCUAGUAGUAGCUCAACUAAUCAGAACGCAGCAUUGAUAAUAGACCACCAGUUGGAUUUUACUAAUUAGAGAUAGGCCCCAUGUCUAACAUCCCAUAAUUUCAUUUCAGGGUAAAAGGUGGAGAAUUGUUUGACAGAAUAGUAGAGAAAGGAAACUACACAGAGAAGGACGCCAGUGACCUCAUAAGACAAAUUCUUUCAGCUGUAGAUUAUUUACAUGAUAAAGGCAUAGUGCACAGAGAUUUAAAGGUGCCGUAUAAUUUACUACACAGCUAUCUUGAUAGUUUCAAAUUAUUUGCAUUCUAUGUUAUAUGAUAUAUUGCUUUACGUAACAAUUUGAAAGGUGUCAGCCACUUUAAAUGAUAUUGUCGAGAAAGGAAACCUAUGUUACAGGCCAUCUUUUUUGCUUAAAAUUUUGAAAUUUGACAAUGGCAAAUGCCCUACUCCCGUGCAGACCUUUGAUGACAAAUGUCCCAUGGUAAGAACUUACAAACUCACAAGGCAUCAUCCCCCCUGACCAGGGGAAUGAACACGCUAGUUAUUAACUGAGCUAAAAGUAAGUAAAUCGUUGUUCCAUAGCUGAACAGCUAUUACUAUUGAAUCUUUAAGAUAACCUAUUAUAUUUAUUUUAUGGAUCAAUCUUAGUCCCAUACUAAAACAGAAGUGCCAGUGUUUAUACUUACAGAGUUUUAUCAGCUGUUAUUUAUAGUUAAUCCAGAACUUAUUUUGCUUUAUACCUUUCAGCCUGAAAACCUCCUUUAUUACAGGUAUUCUUUUUCAACCGUUAAAAUCCCAAUCUAAAUAUUUUGCAUGUACUAUUGCCUCUCUUAGCAGGUAAUUUAUGGUGUACUAAGAGACAAUGACCUCUUGCAGAGACAUGUAAUGAUGACUUUGACUGCAAAAUAUUGUUGUGCAUUGUCAUUUCCUCAAGUAUCAGCAUUAUUAUCAGGUUUUUUAUUAAAUUAUUGUUUCAUCAUUUUCUGGCCUGGGGCAAUAAAAGUGUCUAUAAAGUUGAAGGGCUUGAUUAGUUAUCCUUACAGAUCCAAUUUUUAUCAUUAAAAAAUAAAUAAAUAAAUAAAUGACGCCUUGUUAUUAAUUUACUGUUUCAGCCCAGAUGAGGAUUCAAAAAUAAUGAUUAGUGAUUUUGGAUUGUCAAAAACAGAAGAUGAUGAUAGUAUGAUGGCUACAGCUUGUGGAACACCAGGAUACGUUGGUAAGUUAAUUCAUGUUUUAAAUAAAUCAUUGUAAGGGUAAUCUAAGUGAUAGCCUGUGGAUGACUUUUGUCCCUGAUUUUAAAUUGAAAUAAGUUUUGGAAUCAUGUGAAUUUUUUGGAAGGAGUACUACAAUAUUGAAGAACCAAGGAAAACAGUGCGAGGGUGAGAAUAGAAUGAGUUCCGUGGAUUUGUUAUUUGUACACCUCCUAGCACUUUGUUUGCCCCCCAAAUUUUGUGCAAGAAUAAAAUAUUGUUUUCAAUUUCUCUUGGGAUGACUCCUGCAUGAGCCAGACAGGUACAACAAACAGUCGAGUUUGCAGGUAAACUCCUCUGUAUAAGAAGGUCAUGAAAAAAGAUCAGAGACAAGCAUUUAAAUGACUUUGGAACUUGUUUGUUCUGAGUAGCAUCUCAGGGCUCUCUCACCCAUUAUUGAAAUUUUUCCCCGCUGUUUUUCCCGAUCCAACUGACCGUCCCACGGCCCAAGGAAAACUCUUAGGUAAAGCUCAGUUUUAAAAGAUGAUUUGCUUCUCAUGUAGCUGGAAUUGACACACUUGAAUUUUACCUUAUAUAAUAUGGGUACAUUAUAUAAAGAUCACACCAGAAAUACUAUACCAACAAGGGCAAAAAUUGAGGCCCUCAAAAACCAUACCAUUUUGGGCAGCACAUACCUCCCUAUCUAACCCUUAUAUGGGAUUACCUCCCCUGGGAUUGUGGGCUUCUUUUAUGAAACUUUAUCAUUCAACUCUGUCCUUCAAUUGCUCACAGAUGUAGCUAUAUUUUUAUGUUUCAUUCAUAUUUUCAGCACCAGAAGUCUUAAGACAAAAACCUUAUGGGAAGGCCGUGGACUGUUGGGCUCUUGGAGUAAUCUGUUACAUUUUGUAAGUUUGAUAGUGCGUUUUGAAGGCAAUUACAAUUUUUAUCUCCUUGCCGUUUUCCUUUUGUCUCUUAUGUGCUGUAUAAGAAGGAUUUGAUCAGUAAUCAAGAUCUUAUGUCACACUCCCUUGAUCCCUUUACUUUUAAUGAUAAACCAGUGAUAGCUAUGAGCAAAACUGCAUUUCUUAUUUUAGAAUUCUCGUCAUUUUGUGAAAGCUGGACACGCAGCACAUUUAAGUUUCAACAUUGUAAACCCUUUAUUUUUACUUAUAUAUUUAUUUUGCAAGAUGAUAUUAGAGCUUAGAAAAUUGGAAAUAAACUUUAAUUACCAGUACAUUGUUUUCUCACUUAUUUUCCCAAUAUUAAUUGAUGAGUCUAUUAUUAAGCUUAACAUUAAUUUAGCUUAAGUCUUUAAAAGUCUAUAUUAAAUUACUUCUUAACUAUUUUUUAUCUUAAAGACUCUGUGGAUAUCCCCCGUUCUAUGAUGAAAGCGAUGCAAAUUUGUUUGCACAAAUCAUGAGAGGGGAGUAUGAAUUUGAUUCACCGUACUGGUAAGUUUUUUUAUCUGUUAAUUCAAAUCGUGGAGUGAAUCCGAGUGUUGAACCGGUUAACACUCUGAGAUUUUGCUUUCCUAUCCUUUGUCCCGCAUGAUUUUGCCAAAUGCUUUUGAAUAAAUAAUUCAUCGGGUUAAGAGGAUUCUGUAAAAGAAGUCAAAGAAAACAGACCAUGCAUGCUUCUUCAGGAUUGAAAAUCAGUAGAAAAUAUUCGGUUACUCUAUGACUCUAAUUAGAAACAGACUUUCGUGACCAAGACUGUGGCAAAUCACGAAUUAACACCUCUUUUUCGGUACAACGGAAGUAUUUCUCUUACUGGGUAUCAAGUACAGUUAAUCAUGUUAAGGCUCCUAUGAAUUAUUUCUCCGUAAAGUAAUGUUCAAGUUGAUCACGUGUGUUGCGAUAGGACUCAAACUAGAAAUGUGUUUAUUCAUAUGAUGUCUUUCCUGCGCUGGCAUCACUAUGUAACUAUUUUUACCGUUUUUUAAGAUAUACACUUACCGGUACUUUCUUUUAUAGUCUUUAACGCAUCCAACCGUUUAAGAAGCUUCGGUCCCUGCAUGAAAACACAGAAUGAAAACAUAAACCGUCACUGAGUGUUUAAGAGCUUCGCUCUCUGCAUGAAAACACAGACGAAAGCAAAAAAGCUUAUAUCGGCUGGAAUGAUCUCAGACGAUAAGCUCAUGUCUCUCCUUUUUAUAAAUAAUCCAUAAACUAUUUGAAUGUCUAACCUUUAACUUAACAUAAUAAGCUUAACUAUAUAAAUCUAACUUACCGUGUUAAGAUUAAAAGGAAGCCAUUCCUGAAAAAUGGUGCAACCCACAAUGCACUUUGCUUUUUGUCCACACCCACUUCAUGUAGUUCCGAGUCACAAAACUGAUCUCUUCUUUCUUUUUUCCUAAAUUUUAUCGUAGGGACGAUAUCUCGGAAUCGGGUAAGUAUUAAAGCUCUCUUUUCGGAAGUGCUACAUUGCAACCGCUGUAAAAAUGUUCUUAUUAAAGGCUUGCUUAUAAUGGAAAGUGCACUUAGCUCAUCCAGCUAGUUUACAGACACUCCCCUCAAAUACUUCGAAACAAAUAAUUCAAAUACAACAUAACAUAACAGGAUUAAAAACCCCAACUGGCAGGAGACAACCAGUUGGAUAUUUACAAGUGUGGCCGAGGAUUUGAACUCGGGAAGACCGAGAACAAAUGCGCGGCCCGAUCCCGGGACCGCCGGAUUGAUGAUUGAUGAUCGACUACGCGAAGUCAUUUUUGACUGUCGAGUUUUGACAAGACAUCACCGAAUUUGACAUCGGUGAACCUACUCCUUACUGAUAAUCUAAAAGAAAUUCAUUGAGAACAAAAGUAUAGUUUUAGCAUAUUUUAGCAAUAAACGGAAUUAUAAGCCUUUUAAUACUUCCGCUGUUAAGAAUUUUUUUUCUUACCGGCGCUCUUCUUUGCUAUUGAGGGUGGUCUUGUCCGUUAGUAAAUUCUGUGUGUUUUAAUGGCAAUUUCAGCCCAACAUUUUAUCACGUGUCUACUACAAGUCGACCCCAAGAAACGCUACAACUGCAAACAGGCAUUGGAUCACCCAUGGUACGCCAUGUUUAUCUUGUUUAUUUUACAUGAAUAGUUUUUCUUCCAGUGUUCUCCUGUUCCCUUGAAAAUUUAACACGGCUAAUAGACUACUAAUCAAAAGAGCCUAGUAACCCAGACUUAUACCCCUGGGGAAACUCCCUCAUGACUCUAACCGGGGUACUUGUCCUUCCUAUGUGUUAUCACUGGAGGCCUGAAAAUUUGUGGAUCGGUUCCGCUUAUGGCGCUUGCAUUUAAGCAUAGGGACGUUAACAAACUCUCACGGUCAAACACGAUGAUUAUACGUGCAUGUUGCAACUGAACACUGCCUUAGUUUGAGACACGCUUGCAAAACGAGUCCUCCUUCCCCGUUGUAACAUCGGAGUUCUUUCGCAGGGCUUGAAAAAAAAAACACGAAUUCAACCUUGUCGUUUGGGAAAGCGGCUCUCACAUCUUGCUCGUCUUAGUUAAUGGUUUUGUUAGAGGACAACCUGUCUUGACCAGGAGCCUAUUACUAGUAAUCGGCUCCUGCCUGUACCCUUGUCCAUGGGACAAGUAAGCUGGGAUACGUUGCCCAAAAAGAAAGACUACCCGACUGGACUUUUACCUAUAUUUACGGGUAACGACGAGCCACAAUUAAAUUAGUGAAUCUAGAUUCGUGAUAAAUGAAGGAACAAGCUGUAGCCUCGACUGUAACUAAAUGCGCUUUGACUUGAAAACACUUCAGUAAAAUGGCUUGUUCUUGUUCUUCAGUUAAUCUCUGUGUUUCCUUCUUUAUUUCAGGAUUUCUGGUGGAGCGGCCAGUGAGCGCGACAUUCACGCCUCAGUCAGCGAACAAAUGAAAAAGAAUUUUUACAAAGCAAAAUGGAAGGUAUGAUAUGGUGAUAUUUUGGGAUAGUACUCUCUUGAUUGAAAUUAAUAAAGAUAUUAAUAACAAUUUUUUAUUAGUAGCUAGGAAACCUAAAUGAAACCACGGGACUUAGUAUAACAUUAAUACUCUUUAAUAAGGAGGUCUAAGGUGCCUUUGGACUAGGCACGUGUUUUCUGUAAUUAACUUGUCCCGCAAUAAGCCGUUUCUGAGUUGCCUCAAGCCUCUGUUUCAAAGCAAGGCUAAGUGCAAAACCAUUGAUAUGAAAAUAUUUUUUAUUGUUAUGCAAAUAAAACACAGUUUCACGACAAAGGUUUUGCACGUAGCCUCGUUUUAAACGGGAGAGUUUUUUGAACUCAGAAACGGCCUAUUUUAUUGUUGACCUAUUUCAACAUCUCCCUCCCAAGGUCCUCUCCUUUGGUCCCCCGGAGUGAGAGUGGGGAAGACUACGGAAGAGCCCUUGGAGUGAUGUUAGAGCCAUUUUGAAAUAAAUUACUCGAUUGCUUGUACUUUCUACUUAUUCUUGUCUACUUUUUUCCUCUUUAUCUUGCAGCAAGCGUUUAAUGCCACAGCUGCCAUGAACCGAUUGAAGAACCUUAAACUAGGCGCUGAUUCAGCUAGAGCGUCUGAAUCCAACAACAACGCGAAAAAAAUUUAACAAGUUGGUCUGAUCUAGGGACUGUAUUUUAUAUGAUAUAAAUCAUGAUAGAUCUUUUUUAUAGUAUAGAAUUUCAGAGCAACCGCCAUGUUUUCUUGGCCCGGCCUAAGAAGCUCAUUAUUUUGGAACAUAGUCUUCCCCACCCCCUUACCCGUGGGAAGCGCGGGGGGCGGGGGCGGAAGACAUUUCAGACUAUUUGGAACACUGAGGUAGUGUUAUAAACCUAAGCUUAGGCUACUGGUACAAAAUUAAUUAGCUCCG
Molecule: messenger RNA, 8814 nt
Organism: Porites lobata
Lineage: Eukaryota; Metazoa; Cnidaria; Anthozoa; Scleractinia; Poritidae
Source: the annotation of a GenBank genome assembly